Messenger RNA from Symbiodinium sp. CCMP2592, 546 nucleotides. The record is from the annotation of a GenBank genome assembly. NCBI's taxonomy places the organism in Eukaryota, Dinophyceae, Suessiales, Symbiodiniaceae.
AUGAGCGCCCAAGAUGCUCGAACCGUGGCUCCGCAGGUCAAUGGUGUUGACCGAGCUGAACGAGAAGGCCCGCGUGAUGAAGGGGCCAACGGCACUGAGGCUGCCGUGAAUGAGGAACCAGAAGGACAGCUGGCGGGCGUGAGUGAAGUGUUGACGGCCCCAAGGUAUGGUGCCGUUGACCGCGAUCGACGCGAUGUGCCUACUACCUCCGCGUCACCACCUCUGAGGGAAGAUACUGAAUCGCGGAUGCGGCAGGGGGCAACCAAUGGUUUGCCUACGACUGUAGAAGCGGACAGGGCUCUUCGAGGAGGUAAUGUGGGCUUGGGAGGUGAUGCCUCAACUAGUCAGGCUGGUUUCGUUACACCGAGAUCGACUUCUCCAGGGCUGGCGGCGCAGAAUAACUGGUUGGGCAGCCUGGAGGUUCCUAGAUGGAUGAGCCGUCUGGGGAACUACUUGAGUAUUGCGCAUGAGCAGCUGGCCCCAAGCCCAUUGGUCGCCACCGAGGCAGCAAAGACCAGUGCGGGCUUCGACUCCACCGAGCUCUGA